Achroia grisella is the source of this 975-nucleotide messenger RNA. RefSeq names its product DNA polymerase epsilon subunit 4 (gene PolE4). The coding region runs from base 152 to 604 and encodes 150 amino acids. The transcript has 2 exons. Gene Ontology annotation, molecular function: protein heterodimerization activity. The record is from RefSeq and is a predicted model, not a curated record. NCBI's taxonomy places the organism in Eukaryota, Metazoa, Arthropoda, Insecta, Lepidoptera, Pyralidae. Gene Ontology annotation, cellular component: nucleus; epsilon DNA polymerase complex.
CUUUACUUCACUUUUCUGUAAACAAGAUGAUAUUUUUGUCACAAAAUUAGAAACGAAGAACAUAUUUUGCUUCUAAAGCAAACUAGUUUAAAAAUUUAAUUUAAUUUCAGUUUAUGCCAUUUCAAGUAUCUCUAUUACUUAGUCUAAUAAAAUGACUGAAGAGAUGACAGAAGUUGAAUUAUCAGACAGAAUAGAUGACAGUGAAACUAAUAAUUUUAUUGUUAUGGAGUCACAAAAAUAUUUAUAUUACUCUGAAAACGAAAAUACUGAAAGUAUUAUACAAGACACAGAAUUGUUAAACACUGAAGACCAAGAGCCUGAGGAAAAGAGACCACAAAAUAAAAGUGAGGUUAUACGUUCAACCAGACUGCCGAUGGCGCGUAUAAAAAAUAUAAUGAAAAUGGAUCCCGACGUGAGUGUAGUAUCUGGCGAUGCGGUAUUCUUAGUUACAAAGGCUACUGAACUAUUCUUGGAGACAAUAGCAAAGGAAACAUAUUCAUACACAGCCUCAAAUAAAAGAAAAUUAAUAUCGAAGAAGGAUUUAGAUUUAAUCAUCAACAAAGUAGACUGCUUGUGUUUCCUAGAAGGUGCAAUGGACUUCUAAAAGUAUCAGUGAUCUGUUACAUAAGGAUGAAGUAUAUGAGGGACUGAACAAUCUAAAUCAAAUAAUCUAAGUAUUGACAUGGUCAUAACUGAUGCAGAAUGAAGUUUUGACAUUGUAUUUAAUAUGUUUGUAUAAAGUCAAGCAAGAUCUCAUCAAUUUCACCCUCCAAACAGCUUGGUUUAUAACUGUUUUGAUUGAAAGGUGAAGCAAUGAAAUUACUGGAUAUGAAGACAUGACAUUAAACUUCUCCAAGAUCACAACAAUUUUUUUUUAUACUAUGAUGGUAGGAAGCAAGCUUACAUCCUAUCUGGUUAUGGUAAAUGGUUACCAUAGCAUAUGGAUGCUUAACAUUUGCCGACCCUUUAUAGUAU